AUGGAAGAACCCAGUGUUAAGUAUAUUCUUGUACGUGAUCGUUUCGGAUAUGCAUUUGAAAAAAGCUGGCUCGGUCUUACGUCGAAGGCUAUACCAAUACAAUUGUUACCAGGCGAUUUGUUUGAACGUGAUUCCAAGGCUGAACAGCCUACAGACCUAACUAAAGUGGCUGUUGUCGGAAUUGGACGUACAUCAUCACGUAUUGAAUGUCGCAUAGAGGAUCUGACUGGACUAUCUGUAGAACAAGCCAACUUGCAUUUGACCAUUUCUUCAUUUGAAGGAAGAUACCAAACAUUCAUAAGUGGGAAACGUUUGGCAUUUGGAGGACGAUUGUCACCCGGAAGUGCAGUUUUCGUUGAAGUGAAAGAAAUAUUAAAGACUUUACCUGGUGUUGUUCGGUUUAAAGGUGAAUUACCGCCCAAUCUGGGAACUUGGUUUGGAGUUGAGCUGCUU
Messenger RNA from Stylophora pistillata, 453 nucleotides. RefSeq lists its product as uncharacterized. The record is from RefSeq and is a predicted model, not a curated record. NCBI's taxonomy places the organism in Eukaryota, Metazoa, Cnidaria, Anthozoa, Scleractinia, Pocilloporidae.